Haliotis rubra (blacklip abalone) is the source of this 1952-nucleotide messenger RNA. Its product is annotated as dynein axonemal assembly factor 10-like. Gene Ontology annotation, molecular function: ubiquitin binding. The record is from RefSeq and is a predicted model, not a curated record. The transcript has 8 exons. Lineage: Eukaryota; Metazoa; Mollusca; Gastropoda; Lepetellida; Haliotidae. The coding region runs from base 167 to 1231 and encodes 354 amino acids.
GCCACAUUGUUGGUCUAAGUUAGUCACGCGAUGUAAGAGAGUAGCGGCCAUUCUCGAAUCAUCUGCUAAAUCAAGUUUUGACAUGUGAAUGGGUUUAUCAACCAAAACAGUUACUGUUGUUUACCCACGUGUAGACCAGAAGUAGCCAGACCAAACAGGAAGCACCAUGGACAAGCCACAAAUUAUUGCUCAUAUUCAGAAGCCUUUGGAAUACACACUUUUCGAUGCUAAAUGGAUUCCUUGUUCUGCAAAGUUCGUGGUACUAGGGGGAUUUGCAAGAGGAACGGGAGCAAUACAGGUGUAUGAAGUUUCACAUGGCGAUGUCCAGCUGGUUCACAAGGUUGAAAAGUCCAAAACAUUUAAAUGUUCUACAUUUGGAGCAUCAACACUGCAGCAGCGUUUCCUAGCAACAGGUGAUUUCGAUGGAAAGAUGCAGAUAUGGAAUCUUGAUUCCACUGAACUGCCGGUGUAUUCAGUGAAGGCCCAUAAGGAGAUCAUCAACUGUAUUGAUGGUGUUGGAGGCCUGGGCAUAGGAGAAGGGGCGUCAGAGAUUGUCACCGGCAGUCGAGAUGGGUCUGUGAAAGUUUGGGAUCCCCGCCAGAAGAAUGACCCAGUGGCAACAAUUGAGCCAGGGGAAGGAGAGACUAAGAGAGACUGUUGGAGUGUGGCUUUUGGUAAUGCGUUCAACGCCCAGGAGAGAUGUGUGUGUGCUGGAUAUGACAAUGGGGAUGUCAAGCUGUUCGACCUGAGGAACAUGGCACUGAAAUGGGAAACAAACAUCAAGAAUGGAGUGUGUGGUCUGGAGUUUGACAGGAAAGACAUCAACAUGAACAAGCUGGCAGUUACCACCCUGGAGGCCAAGUUCCAUGUGUUUGAUAUGAGGACGCAGCAUCCCAAGAAGGGCUUCACAGGUUUAUCAGAGAAAGCACACAAGUCAACAGUGUGGCUGGCACGGCAUCUGCCCCAGAACCGAGAUAUCUUCAUGACAGGCGGGGGCAAUGGCUCCCUCAACUUAUGGAAAUACUCCUACCCUGACAAGCGUGUAGUAGAAGACAGUGACGGUGUCGCCAUGGGCGUAGUUGGUUCGGUCAACUUGUUGCAGAAUGUCACAAUGUCCACUCAGCCAAUCAGCAGCUUUGAUUGGAGCCCAGACAAGGAGGGACUUUGUGUGUGUACGUCAUUUGACCAGAAUCUCAGAGUGUUGAUUGUUACCAAGCUCAACAGAGUGUAACAGCAGUUCGCAUGAAAUACCUGUUCAUCCUUUUAAGAGACACUUCACAGAAUGGUGCAUGCAUUAAAUCACCCACAACAUACAGAGUAUUUAGUUCUCAUUAAAAGCGGAUCCUUAACUCCAAUAUGCUACCUCCCUUCAACUAGAUCUAAAUAGACUUCCAUAGAGGUCAUGUCAAGUGAACACUGGGUGAAUACUGAUUGCCAGUAUAAAGAAAAUAUGUGUGGGUCUUUGAAUCAAUGUUAAAACUUCACUGCCAUUCUCAUUUUGUUUAAUUGUCACCUUGACUUGGAAAUUUUGCGCAAAAUAAAAAGAAUGCCAGAGAUUAGAAAUAUUCCCUCAAUAGUACACUCUUCUGAAUAGAUGACCUAGGCCACGUUUCACAAAGCUCUCGUAAGCCUAAGAUAUCGUAACUUUCCUCGUAGCAUUCCUACCUACUAUACUGUAACAUUGACUUACGAUAGUCGUAGCGCUACGAGAGCUUUGUGAAACGGGCCGUGGCGCUCAGAGUUCGAGGAUGUCUAAGUUAUCUACAAUAAGAUCACUGUUGUUUUCAUAUUUGAUAAUGUUGUGUUCUAAAUAAACUUUUGUGAGUGCUUCACGCACUUGUACUGAGAAAAAAGAAGACAGGUGUCGUAUAGGAGUAAACGAUUUGAUUGAACUGAGUUGAUAGUGUAUUUCAUGUGGUCACACUAGUGUCGUUUGAGGGGAAAUGUUAAGC